Messenger RNA from Cricetulus griseus (Chinese hamster), 1714 nucleotides. The record is from RefSeq and is a predicted model, not a curated record. NCBI's taxonomy places the organism in Eukaryota, Metazoa, Chordata, Mammalia, Rodentia, Cricetidae.
CCCGCCUCCAAAGCUAACGGACUGGAGGGAAAGAGGCUGAAUGCACACUCCUACUCUGGCCCCACUUAAGGCUGCCAUGGGGCCCAGCACUCCUCUGCUCCUUGUCGUCUUUUUGUCAUGGACGGGACCCCUUCAGGGACAGCAGCACCACCUUGUGGAGUACAUGGAACGCCGAUUAGCUGCCUUAGAGGAACGGCUGGCCCAGUGCCAGGACCAGAGUAGUCGGCAUGCUGCUGAGCUGCGGGACUUCAAGAACAAGAUGCUGCCUCUGCUGGAGGUGGCAGAGAAGGAGCGGGAAGCACUCAGAACUGAGGCAGACACCAUCUCAGGGAGAGUGGAGUGGCUUGAACGGGAAGUGGACUAUCUGGAGACCCAGAACCCAGCUUUGCCCUGUGUGGAGUUGGAUGAGAAGGUGACUGGAGGCCCUGGGGUCAAAGGCAAGGGCCGAAGAAAUGAGAAGUACGAUAUGGUGACAGACUGUGGCUACACAAUCUCUCAGGUGAGGUCAAUGAAGAUUCUGAAGCGGUUUGGUGGCCCGUCUGGUCUAUGGACCAAGGAUCCACUGGGGCCAGCAGAGAAGAUCUACGUGUUAGAUGGCACACAGAACGACACAGCUUUCGUCUUCCCAAGGCUGCGUGAUUUCACCCUUGCGAUGGCUGCCCGGAAAGCUUCCCGAAUUCGGGUGCCCUUCCCCUGGGUAGGCACAGGGCAGCUGGUAUAUGGUGGCUUCUUGUAUUAUGCUCGAAGGCCUCCUGGAGGACCUGGAGGGGGUGGCGAGUUGGAGAAUACUCUUCAGCUGAUCAAAUUUCACCUGACAAACCGAACAGUGGUGGACAGCUCAGUGUUCCCUGCGGAGAAGUUGAUACCCCCCUACGGGCUGACAGUAGACACAUAUAUUGACCUGGCAGCUGAUGAGGAGGGCCUUUGGGCUGUCUAUGCCACUCAGGACGAUGACAGGCAUUUGUGUCUAGCCAAGUUAGAUCCACAGACGCUUGACACAGAGCAGCAGUGGGACACACCAUGUCCCAGAGAGAAUGCAGAGGCUGCCUUUGUCAUCUGUGGGACCCUAUAUGUUGUCUAUAACACCCGCCCUGCCAGUAGGGCCCGUAUUCAGUGUUCCUUUGAUGCCAGUGGUACUCUGGCCCCAGAACGGGCAGCACUCUCUUAUUUUCCACGACGAUAUGGUGCCCAUGCCAGCCUCCGCUAUAACCCCCGUGAGCGCCAGCUGUAUGCCUGGGAUGAUGGCUACCAGAUUGUCUACAAGCUGGAGAUGAGGAAGAAAGAGGAGGAAAUGUAAGCAACUGGUGCUUUUGAUUCUCUUAUCCCCUCACAUUUAUAUUCUUAUUGGGUCUGCUGUUCAUUCUUCACAUGAAGGCCAGUGGUGGCUCAUAUCCCUUAAUUUUUAAAUGAUAGCCAAAUUCUCAUAGCCCUUUUAUUUUAUGCAGAUUGGAAGGAAUUUUUUAAUAACUAAAACAGCAAACAUCCUACAUCUUCACUCCUGCUCUCUCCUGCUCUGUGCCCACAAAUUUUAGUCCCAAACCCAGAGCCCUGACCUUUGGAUAGGUCAACCCCAGACAGCAGUGUGACCCAAGGAAGAGAAGAAGUCACAGAGACAUCUCUGCCCUCUUUCAUUCACUCCUCCAAUGUGGGGAAGAAUGGGUUUUCCCCCACAUCGCUUUGUAUGGCAACAUUUUACAUUAAAAGGAAAACCUAC